Molecule: messenger RNA, 2006 nt
Organism: Lotus japonicus
Lineage: Eukaryota; Viridiplantae; Streptophyta; Magnoliopsida; Fabales; Fabaceae
Product: AP2-like ethylene-responsive transcription factor AIL5
Exons: 8
Coding region: 207-1703 (498 amino acids)
Biological process (GO): regulation of DNA-templated transcription
Molecular function (GO): DNA binding; DNA-binding transcription factor activity
Source: RefSeq, a predicted model, not a curated record
GACCACAACACCACCUCUAUAUCUGUGUCAUAAUCUCCCUCUCUUCCUUCUUCACUUCAACCUCAUCAUCUCUCUCUAUUUCUCUUUCUUUCUCAAACAAAUAGAUUCUAUAACUUCGCAGUUUCCAAAGUCACCAGCUUAACAACAAGUUGUUCAUUUCAAACUCUUUUCACGUUCAUCGACAACACAUAAAACAAACAAAAGCUAUGGAUCACUCUUCCACUUCUUCACCAUCUCCCAACACAAACAACAACACCCUUGCUUUCUCUCUUUCCAAUCACUUUCCCAACCCUUCCCCUUCUUCCACCUCUCAUCUCUCCCUUUUCCACUCCUUCAACUUCCCCACUUCCACACCAUCUCUCUCCCUCUCAGGAACCAACACGUUGGAUGCUACACCGGACAGAGGAGCCACCAACCUGUCCAUUUUCACCGGUGAACCGAAGCUCGAGGACUUCCUAGGCGGCUCCGUCGCAGCAACCACCACGUGUGGACCCCAACACCUGCACCAAUUCUCCACCGACAUAUACGAGUCGGAGUUAAAGACAACAAUAGCCGCUUGCUUCCCUCGCGGUUUCAACUCCGAACCUAACACCGAACCUCAAAAGCCUUCACCCAAGAAAGCCGUCGACACCUUCGGCCAACGCACCUCCAUCUACCGCGGCGUCACCAGACAUAGAUGGACUGGGAGAUAUGAAGCUCAUCUAUGGGAUAAUAGUUGUAGAAGGGAAGGACAAAGUAGGAAAGGAAGACAAGUUUAUCUGGGUGGCUAUGACAAGGAAGAAAAGGCAGCUAGAGCUUAUGAUCUUGCAGCUCUCAAGUACUGGGGCCCAACCACCACCACCAACUUCCCAAUUUGCAACUAUGAAAAGGAACUGGAGGAGAUGAAGAACAUGACCAGACAAGAGUUUGUUGCUUCUCUACGAAGGAAGAGCAGUGGUUUCUCUAGAGGGGCCUCUAUUUACAGAGGAGUGACAAGGCAUCACCAGCAUGGCCGAUGGCAGGCAAGGAUAGGUAGAGUUGCCGGAAACAAAGACCUCUACCUUGGCACUUUCAGUACACAAGAAGAAGCUGCAGAAGCAUAUGACAUUGCAGCAAUCAAAUUCAGAGGACUAAAUGCCGUAACAAACUUCGACAUGAGCCGCUACGACCUGAAGAGCAUCGCAAACAGCAACCUCCCCAUCGGUGGUUUAUCCUCCAAGAACAACAAAAACUCCACAGCAGAUUCACAUUCUGAUCAGAGCAAAAGCGAUGAACGAGAUCCAUCUUCAGCUUCUUCAUCAGGAAACUUCACACCUUCAAGCUCCAACACACUCAGCUUCGCCAUUCCCAUCAAGCAAGACACCAACACCACCACUUCAGAUUACUAUAGUACCCUCCUCGGGUUCCACAACAACAACACAGUACCCUUUCACAUGGACUACUCAAGUGGUGCACCUUCAUCAAAUAACAACAAUGAUAACAGUGCUGCACAGUUUUUGAGUAGUGGCAUUUUGAUGCAACAACAACAACAACAACAUGGAGGAAGUAGCAGUACUGUUUCAUCUUCAAGUAGUUCAGUUGUCACGUUGGCCACGCCAGUUUUUUCCUUAAACAGUUAUGAGAACGGUUAUGGAAACUGGAUGGGACCCACCCUGCACAAUAGUACAUUCCAAAGCCAUGCAAAACCAAGUCUGUUUCAAACACCAAUAUUUGGCAUGGAGUGAAUGAAUGAGAUCAUGUAUCAGGUGGUGGGAUGGUUAGAAUCUGUGCAUAUAAUGAUGAAAAUGGAAGAAAGACUGGUCUUACACUCAUCAUAGAUCAUGAUUCAAGAUGAGAGCCAGAGGGUAGUAUAGUAUAGUAUUGUAGGUGCUGACACUGUACUAACUCAAAGUUGCUUUAGCUUUGUUUAAUUAGUGUUGUUGGAUUUUACUUUGCUUUUGCUUUUUGGAGUUUGGCGCUUUUAAUUUGUCCCUGUACAAUAUACUGACAUGAUUUAUGAGUAUAAUGGGAAAAAAUGCUUUUGCAAA